Exophiala xenobiotica is the source of this 897-nucleotide messenger RNA. RefSeq lists its product as uncharacterized. The transcript is spliced from 2 exons. The coding region runs from base 1 to 897 and encodes 298 amino acids. NCBI's taxonomy places the organism in Eukaryota, Fungi, Ascomycota, Eurotiomycetes, Chaetothyriales, Herpotrichiellaceae. The record is from RefSeq and is a predicted model, not a curated record.
AUGUCUAUACCGAGCUUACCCGUUGAAAUCCUAUACAUGGUCGUCCAUCAGAUAAUAAACGAUCUCUAUCCUGAUGCGGAUCGGGGCACCGGUCAUCGACGUCUACUCAACCCUCCGCAAUCUGCGAGACAUUACGCCGUUCUGACACGCGCAGCUGCUCGCUCGAUGGACCUGAUGUUCAAAGCACUUCUCCAAUGUUUAUGUCUUGUACAACCACGACUGGAAUCCAUAUAUUUCAAUGGCGACUUUAAGGAAACUUUCACCAGAGAUUGGGUCGAGUCGUGGUGGGACAAUCUCAGACUGGAUUAUCUUACAGCGCUGUACUUUGACGGCAUACCUUUCAACAACGAAGGUUACAUUGAGGCGGAGGACCGCCAGGAACGUAUUGAAAAUGCUCAGACUGCACUUGCUGCUUGGCUGGAAAAGUCGCACAGUACCCUACAGUCUCUUGAAUUGGACCGAACUCAGGGAGAGCACGAGCGGAUGACAUGGCGGUCUAUCUCGAGACUUGAAUUUCCUGAGCUUCGAUGGCUUGAGCUGACAGGUAUCUCGAUUUCGCCGGCCCUGCUAGCAGGAGACCUGAAGUGCCUUCCUCGACUACAGGAGGUUCUCCUGGAGGACUGUUACACCGAAGGAGGUAGUAGCGCAUGGAAGGUAUUUUUCGACACCAUCCGAGAACAUUCAAACAAGGUACGACUCGUCCCCAAAGACAUUGAUCCAGUCGACGACCACUUCCAGGAGGACAUGAUGUGGAGUUUCGCCUCUGAUGGAAUGGGACCUCGUAAGGAUCAGACUCAGAAUCCACUUUCCGCUGCCUUGGAUAAAGAACUCGCUCUCUAUCUUUCAGAUCAGGGUCGUUGGACCCAAAGCAUGGAGGACUUCUUUGCAGACUUCUGA